Molecule: messenger RNA, 267 nt
Organism: Dentiscutata erythropus
Lineage: Eukaryota; Fungi; Glomeromycota; Glomeromycetes; Diversisporales; Gigasporaceae
Source: the annotation of a GenBank genome assembly
UUCGUAAUAAAAUUUUAGAUCUGAAAUCUAAUAAUGAUUUGGCUGAUGAUUAUAAACCUAUUAUAAGUGAUAGGCUUUUGGAGCUUCUUGGAUUAGAUAAAAAAUCCGAGGAAAAUGUCGAAAAAGAAUUCACUUUAAAUUUAUGCAAAGAUACUUUGAAUUUAUGUAAAGAUAUUUUAAGUUUAUGCAAAGAUAAUUCUUUUAAUGGUAUUGAUAAAAAAAAGGCUUCAGAAUUAACAGAAUCUAUUGAAAAAAGAUGUGAACAAG